Messenger RNA from Moesziomyces aphidis, 2325 nucleotides. The record is from the annotation of a GenBank genome assembly. NCBI's taxonomy places the organism in Eukaryota, Fungi, Basidiomycota, Ustilaginomycetes, Ustilaginales, Ustilaginaceae.
AUGAGCGCCGCCAAACCUUCGAGCAUGCCAUCAUUUGGUGAUCGGCAUCUGGCACCGACCAUGUCGCCGCACGAUCCCAGCCUGCGCUCGCUCAUGGGCUCCCUAUUUGAGCCCAACUUUCUCAUCCUCGUAACGUACCUCGCCAUCAAUCUCUACCUCGCCUUUCGCGUCAUCCGACUCGCAACACGCAGGCACGGCGAGCUCAGGACCACCCCGCCCGAGUCAGGCGAGCUGGGUCUCCUCAACGAGCACGGAGACAUGUCGUUCGAGAGAUGCAUGCAAGCGCACGACACCCUCUUCCAUCCCGAGCAACACCGCAGACACAGACGCUCCGAUACCCCCGCCGCCGACAUGCUCAUUCGUAUUGCCACCUGGGCCUUCAAGUCGGACGCUGCCCGGGCCAAGCUGCUAUUUUGCUUGCUCGCCCUGCUCAGCCUCGGCUCGACGUGGUACUACAUGAUCGCCUUCCUGCGCCACUCGUACGCAUCCUACCUCGAGCGUUGUCACCUCACCGGAUAUCUGCUGCCGCCGGAACCACCCGCAUUCCGGCUCGACGCGCCUCACCUGCUUGCACCCGCCGUGCACCUGCGCCUGCUGCGCAUCUCGCAAUGGCUGGGAUCGCUGAGCCUGUUCAAGGAGGCGUGGAUGGAGGUUAUCCGCGACGCACCCGCAUGGUGGUGGAGCAGCGAGAUCUGCAUCGUCACCGUCGGUGCAUGGGCGCUCUUCCUGCGCCACGAGUCCAAGCGUCUGCGCAUGCCGCACGUCUGGAUCGUCAUGGCGCUCGGACAGCUCGUCGCCAUCAGCUUUGCGCUCAACCUCUUCCAGCUCGCCGUCGUGUACCGCCUCGAUACACGCGACCUGCUCGCCGCACGCGCAGACAAGGUGCAUAAGCCCAAGCACCGCGUCAUCGAACCGCUCGACCAAUCACCAUCCCCAUCACCCGAGCCUUCGCCCGAAGAUGAUCCAGACGCGGGCCCAUUUCGCGUCAUGAUGGUGGCACCAGAACGCCAAAGAUCAUACUUUGCCUCGCGCGAGGGUCUGCCUCCCACUCCGCGCGACUCGCCCGACCCAGACAUGCGCGUCAUCUCCACCAACGUGACCGUGCAGAGGAAGCCGCUUCCGCCUGUACCCACGCUCAUGGACAAGGUCGGCCGCAUCCUGCAACGAUGCAUUCAUGAACGCAUCGGGCUGCCCGUCUUUGUUCUCGCUGGCCUGUCUUCGGUGCUGCAGCAUCCAGACAGCUUCACCAAGGUGAUGAUCAUGCAUCUCUUCCCACUCUUGAUCUCGCUGUACCCCGCCUACGAUCAGUUCGGCGUCGCCGAGCAUGGCCCUCGCAGCCGUCCUCGAUCGCGCUUCGGCAGCAACGUGGGGCACUCUCCUUCGCCGCCGCCCACCAUGCUGCUCACCAAAAAGCAGGCGCUGCGAAAGCUCUUGGCCCGGAGCAACCCUGACGUGCGGGCGCUGCAGGACCCAAAGACUUUCUAUCUCGGACUGGGUCUGGCCAGCGUCGUGCUGCGAGCAUGGCUCACAUCGUCGUGCUUCUCUCGGACCAAGGACGACGGCUGGACGCUGCAGCGCGCAUGGCGUACGCUCAAGCUGCUCUUCCCGACCACGUUCCUGCGCCACCCAGCGCAGGGCUCCAUCAGCUCGGACCACGUCUGCGUCGCGCUGAGCGUCGCCGCCUUUGUGCUCGUCGAGAGCGGCGUGUGGCUGUGGAAAGCAGCUCGUGCGAGCCCCAGCGCGGCUUGGGGCGAGCCGUGGGACUUUGAGCCCGAGAUCGACGAUGAUGCCAUGGACACGCCCAACCCCGAGACGCUGCGACUAGACGAGGCCGAUCGAAGCUGGAUCGAGACGCAGGCGCGUGUGGUCGUGGGGCUGCUCAUGCUCUCACCGCUGCUGGGCGGCAGUGCGACGCUUUCGCUCUACCUUGCACUGAGGUGCGACUGGGUGGAGCAAGACCGACGCAAGCGCGAUCGGGACGACCAAGACAUGCUGCGAGGCUCGCCCGACCGCGACCGCGACGGACUCGAGCUGUACGAGGAGACCGAAGAGGUGCGACUCGUCGAAAACACCGAAGGCGAGCGGUACGUCGAAAUGCGCAAGAUCAAAAUCAAGGUGGCGCGUCCGGGACACGCCGCUGCGGCCGCCCGCGAAGAAAAUGAAGGUGCGGCGGCGGGAGGGGCAGCGGCGGGAGCAAACACUCCGCCGCCCGAUGACGGUGAUUGGGGAGCCGGAGCCGACAUGACGCCGCCGCCCGAACAACCCGCGAGACGCACGCCGCCGGUGCGGCACCGGCAUCCACCCCAGCGCUACGGCGACGAUUGA